Messenger RNA from Stegastes partitus (bicolor damselfish), 4824 nucleotides. RefSeq names its product MINDY lysine 48 deubiquitinase 2 (gene mindy2). The record is from RefSeq and is a predicted model, not a curated record. The transcript has 7 exons. Gene Ontology annotation, cellular component: cell periphery; cytosol. The coding region runs from base 45 to 1805 and encodes 586 amino acids. Gene Ontology annotation, biological process: protein K48-linked deubiquitination. Gene Ontology annotation, molecular function: cysteine-type deubiquitinase activity; K48-linked deubiquitinase activity; cysteine-type carboxypeptidase activity. Lineage: Eukaryota; Metazoa; Chordata; Actinopteri; Pomacentridae.
CUGCUGCAAUUUAGCUAAAAUCUGUCGACAGCCUGUAAGUCGAAAUGGAGAAAAAUGCAAACCUACAUCGAGACACUGACGGGAGCUCUUUGUGUGCCACGAUUGCGGGAGAAAUGGGCGACGUUACGGCUGUCGGCGGAGUGAAAGGGACAGCCGACAAAUGCAAGAAUAGUGAGGCUCCUCUCAGUACUUUGGUUAACGUUAGUUGUAAUAUCAGCACCGCGAGCGUUACUGCUCCCAGCGCCGUCAAUGCCAUCUCCAAUGCCGGGAAGUCGGACGUGCCAGAAGUGAUUGAAGUCCUCCCCGUGCAGGAGGAGAAGAAGAAGAAGGACGCCGAGGCGAGCGGCUCGCUGUCGGGGUCCGGGGAUCAGAUCAGUAACGGGAUGGGGCAUGACUCGGUGCUGGCUGCAGGAGACAGCCAGGGUGGUGCCUCAAAGUUAGUAAACAACAAACCCGACGAGCCGCCCUCACCUCCCGCUACACAGAGCACAGAUGCGCAGGCUGAGGUUUCGGCUUGCGGAGAAAGUGAACCGACAAAACUUGCCAAACCGACUCAUCUGUGUCCGGACAAUGCAAUCACAGCAAACGUCAAGUCGGUGCUGUCCGGCGAUCACACCUUAUCGGAGGGAUUGCCGAGUGGGAGCGACCCCGAUCCCAGCCUCGGCGGAGAGUCCCGAAGCAUAGAUUCGCUCGAGUCCUUCUCCAACCUCAACUCUUGCCCCAGCUCCGACCUGAACAGCGAGGGGCUGGAGGAAAGAGGACUGGCUUUGGCCCUCCAGAGCGAGUACGGGGCUGAUGGGACAAAGACUUCGUGUGCUAAGGACCGGGCCGCCGGCCAGUCCAUCUACCACAUUAAGUGGAUCAAAUGGAGGGAGGAGAACACGCCGAUCAUCACCCAGAACGAGAACGGCCCCUGUCCAUUACUGGCUAUUAUGAAUGUCCUUCUGCUUGCAUGGAAGGUUAAGAUGCCACCUAUGAUGGAAAUUAUAACCGCCGAGCAGCUGAUGGAGUAUCUUGGUGACUACAUUCUGGAAACCAAACCCAAAGAGAUAUCAGAGGCUCAGCGGCUAAACUACGAGCAGUCCUCGCCGUGUCCCGUCUCAGGCAUCGUAGCAGAGCAGUUUCUGAACAGCACGGCCACUCAGCUGACCUACCACGGCCUGUGUGAGCUCACAUCCACCGUACAGGAGGGAGAGCUCUGCGUCUUCUUCAGGAAUAACCACUUCAGCACCAUGAUCAAAUACAAGGGCCAGCUGUACCUCCUGGUUACUGAUCAAGGCUUCCUGACAGAGGAGAAGGUCGUCUGGGAGAGUCUGCACAACGUCGACGGAGACGGCAACUUCUGCGACUCGGAGUUCCGGUUGCGGCCUCCGUCUGACCCGGAGACCGUGUACCGCGGCCAGCAGGAUCAGAUAGACCAGGACUAUCUGAUGGCGCUGUCACUGCAGCAGGAGCAGCAAAGCCAGGACCUUCAGUGGGAGCAGCUCCCUGAAGGCAUCAGUGACCUGGAGCUGGCCAAAAAGCUUCAAGAGGAGGAGGACCGACGAGCCUCCCAGUACUACCAGGAGCAGGAGCAGGAGCAGGCGGCGGCGGCGGCGGCAGCAGCACAGGCACAGCAGGGCCAGCAGGAGCCUGUGGAGGGCGGCGAGGCGGACAGAGGAGCCGCAGGAGCAGGUGGAGCAGCAGCCGGCGCCGGGACGGCGGCAGCAGCUGGAGCCACGCCCAGCCCGGGAAAACAGCCGUCGAGCGGCGAGCGCAAGGCCAAGAAAGAAGCGAAGGAUAAAGACAAAUGUGUGAUUUUGUAACAUACAGCGUGUCUGUGUGAGUGUGAGUGUUUUGUGCAUUUUGCUUAUCUGUGAGAAAGGAGACGGCGUCGGCCUCUCCGUGGAGCGGACACACAACGCGCAGCCCCCGCUUGACGACAAACAAGGGAAGGAGACGAAGGAGGAGAGACUCGACUAACAGAGGAGUUGCUGUUCCCACACCACUGGUGCCUGCUAUCCUCUAUCCUCAGUGGAACCUGGAUAUCAGAGGAAGGGACGCUACAACAACAACAACUACCCCUUAUCUUUCAUAGAGUCGGCCAAACUUUGUUACAAGUUGCACAGUGCACUAUAUUUGUGAUGUGGGGUCAAGUUUAUCUGGGGUGGUAUCUUUUAUAGCAAAAGACAUAAUCUGAAGAAACAAAGGUCACCUUCACACCGUGUUCUUUUCCACAAAAAACAACAAAAAAAUCAUUUUUAAGUAGUGCAGCUUAUAAGCUUUUUUUUUUUUUGUAAGCAUCAAUAGUUACAAAACGUAUUUAGAAAGAUCCACAGUUUGUUGUUUUAUGUUGAUGCCAAGAUUUAUUUAUGUAUCUGAGUGACAGCUGGCUCGGACAGGUUUUAUGUUUUUCUGGAAGCCGAAAGGGAUUUUCUCGCGCCUGUUGGAAACGUUCCACCACUCGCGUCCCCUCUGAAACACUCGAGUUAGCGAACGCCAGGUAGCUGCCGGACACUGUAGCUACGUCACCACAAUCAUCACAGCUCGCCCUGUUCAGAUUUGCCUUACCAGAGUAUGGCAGUGUUGUAUUCUGCUCCGUCUGAAUGUGAACCUGUUCCCGUGUGUGUGUGUGUGGUGUGUGUGUGUGUGUGUGGUGUGUGUGUGGUGUGCACGUCUCAGCCGCUGAGCAUCACCGGUGUGACAAGUUUCAGUUUGGAAAUAGCCAAAUCUUUUAUGCUGUAUUCGUUGAGCUCUUUUAUGUUACACGAAAACGACAUCAGAGGAAGUCAAACUGAAUCUGAUGCUUCGUCUUGGUCCAGUUCAGAGCACGUUCUGGUUCUGUUGGUUCUCUCUUCUGGCAGCGUCCUGAAGAGAUGCUGUGUGUGUGUGUGUGUGUGUGUGUGUGUGUGUGUGUGUGUGUGUGUGUGUGUGUGCAGGAACUAUCAUGAUCUCCUCUGUUCUGGAUGUUUUUUUUUUCCACUGCUACCAGGUUUUUAAGAGAAAUGCAUCAGAAUGCAGUAACGCACAUUUCUCCCCACGAGGGAAGUUCAGCGAACACUCGUGAACUAUUUUACACGAACCUGAAUUCUAAAUCCAUGACAUCAUUAUUCAAGACACGACUUUCAGCUGGGAAUGCACGAUAGCUGAUUUUUAGAUACCAACUUGCCAACACCAAUGUAUGCACAUAUUUUUUCCACCUGAUUGCAGACGACAUCCAGUCUCUCCUGCAGUAGAAUCAACUUAUUAUUAUUAUUAUUAUUAUUAUGACGCCUGCUCUCAUUCCAAUCAGAUGUAUUUGUAGGUUCCAUUUUCAGGCAAAACUGAAGCUUAUUUUAUAUCCUUCAUGCCAACAUCAUCGUGCAUCCCUGGUUUGAACGCCGAGAUUCAACGUGUUGCUCCUCCACAAUCCUUCCUGGUUAAUGUGAAGUUAGUUCCUCCUGUUCAUCCCACAGAGGGCUGGAGUCAUCUCGUCCACAAACGGAGCUCGCCCUGCUGGCAGGAUGUGCAUUACUGACAUUCUGAGGUGUCGCCCUUAAACUUUGGCGCGUUUCACGGCAGCGUUGAGCUCGCAGACACACGAUGUACAUAUUGACCUAAUGCAUUCUUCUAAUGGACUCGGCUAGCGUUUAGUUUGUGCCAUUAUCGUACCAUGGGACUGCCUCCUGAGAAACUUUUCUAUCUAUACAUUCCAGUCGGAUGCCUUGACUCAAGCCUUCUGUUACAGACCGAGGGAGACAGUUAUCAUAGAAGGUCUCUGCAGCGCUUGUGAAGCAGUUUUUCUUUUUGUUUUUGUUGUUUUUUUUUUGCUCGGUGAGAACGAACUCGCUGUCAGGACAGAGCGAUUACAUGGAGGCAGCAGGCUACCUACUGUGUGGGGAAAUCUUUCUUACGGGCUCCGUGUGAGGUUCGUUUGGCCCUAACGAGGCUGUGUUUUGUAUAUAUAUAUAACGCCUUACAACAUUUCGACAUAUUUUAUAGGACAAAAAGGAAACAGGCGUAUUCACCGGAAUGAGACAAUCCAUUGUUUUGUUUUUCCAUCAGACUACUACUCUCAGGCCUUUUCUUUUGAAGGGACACGUCCUCCGGUGUCUUUUCAAACGGUAUGCUUUCUGACGGGCCUGUUUCUCAGUCACAGCUUUUAAGAAUCUCUACAUGUACACACUUUGACACUUUCAAGGAUUUAACACUAUGUUAUUAAAGACCCUCUUUAUCCAAGUUCACACUAAACAUUAGGAAAACCUCCCCGGAUUAAGGGUUCAGGAUUGGUUAUUAUGGAUGCUUUUUUUUUUUUUUUUUCCUGCAAGAAAAAGUUUAAAUCCAGAACACAGACGAGAGGCUUUCUGUCGUUUAUCUCUCAGCCCAUCACAUGAGCAUUAAACAUUCCAGUAAAAGUUUAAAAAGGAAGCUUCAUUUAGGGAUUUAUUUUUUUUGGAGUUGAUUUGGAAAAUGUUUGAGUGAAACGAGUGUGGAGUGACACACGCCGCACGUUUUUAAUUUUGAUCUCAGAGUUACUACUGUGCAUCGGCUUUGCUAGUCAUUAUUACCAGAGGUUUUUUUUUUUUUCUUUUUUCGGUUGUAAAUGUGUUUUUGCUUCACCCCCCUAGUUCCUACGAUUUGACAUCGAUCAGAAGGAUAUUGUGUGUUCAGUGUCUCAAAGUGGUUUCUUCUUGUAUGCCUUGUGAAAGUGACGGUGGGGUAAAAUGCUGUAAAAGUAGUAUUUUGACAAGGUGAUCGUUGAACAUGUAGUUGUUGUAAUUGGUUUUGCACUGUUACAUUGAUAUGCACUAACGGAAAAGAAACAUACCUCAUUUUCUACAGAACAUAAAUUGUGCAAGAGUGCUA